Messenger RNA from Parascedosporium putredinis, 234 nucleotides. The record is from the annotation of a GenBank genome assembly. NCBI's taxonomy places the organism in Eukaryota, Fungi, Ascomycota, Sordariomycetes, Microascales, Microascaceae.
AUGUCGGUGAGCCGGCCCGGCACCGCCGCGUCGUGGAUCAGCGCCACGGGCAGCAUCGGAAGGUCGGGAACCACCAUCACUGCCGGUGGACCGCCUCCUCCCGGUGUCAGCGCGGAAAUGUUGCAGGGCGGCAUCAUGAAGACUAUCAGCGUCGAGGUCGUUGAGGAGACUAUCGAUGACGCCGAGGGCCUCACCGGCGAGGACUGGCGAGGCAUCCUCAAGGGAUCUCGGUAA